ACGGGUCUGCCGCGUGAACUCGCCUGCCGAAUCGACCUCUGCGUUGGAGCUCGAGUGAUUAAAAUUGGGAUUAGUUGCAUAAAUAUUCAUUUCUGAGCAAUUUCAUCACGCAGUAUGGUAAACAAAAAGAAGAAAUAUAACGCUAGGUUUCCUCCGGCUCGUAUCAAGAAAAUAAUGCAGAAGGAUGAAGAAGUCGGCAAAGUUGCAGCUCCAGUACCUGUCAUCAUCUCUCGAGCACUGGAACUCUUCGUGGAGUCCCUCGUUCUGCAAGCCAGCGAGAUUACACGUUCCAGAAAUGCCAAGACGCUCACAACGUCACAUUUGAAAGCAUGUAUCCUUUCCGAUGAGCGACUGGUGUUUCUAAACGAGCUGGUGUCGGCCAUCCCAGAUGUACAGGGUGAAGAGGAUGUUUGUGAAGGGAAUGCAGCUCCCUCUAGGCCAAAGAUAAUGAGAGCUCGUAAACCCCGUAAGAUCAGUAGGAACUCGGCGGGGCCAAGUCACUCGACUGCGGAAGACACAGACAGUGUCGAUGAUGAAGACGACUACGAUUUGGAGGAGGAGACGGACGAGGGGAGCAGUGAGAACACGUCCGAAAUCCCAUCCAACCAGACGUAUGGUGCUGUGAUGAACGCUUCACCGUUUCCACAGCAAAACGUGGUCGCACCCAUGCAGUCGUUUCCUCGGUAUCCCCUGAAGGUGGAUGACGACUACGACUCCUGAGAGGGAAUAAAUGUCCUCACCCACCCA
Molecule: messenger RNA, 747 nt
Organism: Ornithodoros turicata
Lineage: Eukaryota; Metazoa; Arthropoda; Arachnida; Ixodida; Argasidae
Gene: NC2alpha
Product: dr1-associated corepressor-like
Exons: 7
Coding region: 115-720 (201 amino acids)
Biological process (GO): transcription by RNA polymerase II
Cellular component (GO): nucleus; negative cofactor 2 complex
Molecular function (GO): RNA polymerase II general transcription initiation factor activity; protein heterodimerization activity; core promoter sequence-specific DNA binding
Source: RefSeq, a predicted model, not a curated record